AUGAAAGUGCUAUGUGUCGCUGAGAAGAAUUCGAUUGCAAAGGCGGUUUCCCAGAUUCUUGGUGGAGGAUCAUCGGUUUCACGUGACUCAAGUUACAUGUAUGUGAAGAACUACGACUUCCAGUAUGAUGGAUUUCCCUUUGCCAAUCGUGCUGGCAGUUGCCAGGUUACGAUGACCAGCGUGGCUGGUCAUCUGAGCGGUGUAGAUUUCCAAAAUGAGCAGUAUGGGUGGGGGAAAUGCAAUGCGCAGGAGUUGUUCGAUGCCCCGAUAAGUGAAGUGCUGGACAAGAAUCAAAGGAAGAUUGCGGAUAACAUAAAGAAAGAGGCCCGCAAUGCAGAUUUUCUGAUGAUUUGGACCGAUUGCGAUCGCGAGGGAGAAUACAUAGGAUGGGAAAUCUCCCGCGAGGCAAGGAGAGGCAACCAUCGGUUGACAGAUGACGUGGUUUACCGCGCUGUAUUCUCACAUUUAGAGAGAAGACACAUUCUGCAAGCGGCAAGAAAUCCUCAGCGGUUGGAUAUGCGAAGCGUGAAUGCUGUCAGCACGAGGAUGGAAAUAGACCUGCGAGCAGGCGUCACAUUUACAAGGCUUUUGACCGAGACCCUGAGGGAUAAGGUUGGUCAAACUAAUGGCGUUGCCAGAAUCGUCAACGGCAGUUCUGCUGGAAACAGAAAGAAAGACACUUCGAGUGUGAUAUCAUAUGGUACUUGUCAAUUUCCAACUUUAGGCUUCGUUGUGGACAGAUUUGAAAGAAUACGAAAUUUCGUUUCCGAGGAGUUUUGGUAUAUACAGUUACAGGUCCCGAGUGAGGCAGGAAACACAGCCUUUCAGUGGGAUAGGGGUCAUUUAUUCGACAGGCUGAGUGUCUUGGCCUUUUAUGAAGCGUGUAUCGAAACAGCAGGCAACAAAGCAACAGUGAUCGAUCUUAGGUCGAAACCGACUUCCAAGUACAGGCCGUUGCCUCUGACCACGGUUGAACUGCAGAAGAAUUGCGCAAGGUUUUUCAAAAUCAAUGCCAAGCAAUCUCUUGAAGCCGCUGAGAAGUUGUAUCAAAAAGGUUUUAUAUCCUACCCAAGGACCGAAACCGACACUUUCCCUGAAAAGAUGGAUCUCAAGGCGCUGGUGACUAACCAGGCCCAGCUACAACAGAGUGAAAACUCUAGGACCGCGUGGGCGUCAUACGCUGCCGAUUUGCUGUCGGAAUCCCCGGGCUCGAAUAAGUUUAAAUGGCCAAGGAGUGGGUCCCACGAUGAUAAAGCUCAUCCUCCUAUUCAUCCCGUCAUCAGUCUUGGUCCACAGGCCAACAUAUCGGCUACCGAGAGGAAAGUUUACGAAUACGUGGUUAGGCACUUCUUGGCGUGCUGCUCCGAGGAUGCCAAAGGCCAAUCAACCACACUGAAAUUGAAUUGGGGAGGUGAGAUUUUCACCGCAAGUGGUCUUGUAGUAUUAGAAAGGAACUUUUUGGAGGUUUACCCUUGGGCUAAAUGGGAAACAACAAAGCAGCUACCGAGAUUGGAACUGAAUCAAGAGUGUCAGUUGGAGAAAACAGAGAUGCGUUCCGGUAAUACAUCAGCACCGAAGCCGAUGACUGAAAGUGAGCUGAUCAUGCUCAUGGAUGCCAACGGAAUUGGAACAGACGCUACUAUUGCUGAACAUAUUGAAAAGAUUCAGGUACGAAAUUACGUUAGAAGCGAAAAAGUAGGAAAAGAAACAUACCUGCAACCAACAAUACUUGGUAUCGCACUAGUGCAUGGUUUUGAGGCAAUUGGUUUAGAAGAUUCGUUUGCGAAACCAUUCCAGAGAAGAGAAAUGGAGGAAGGACUGCGACAAAUAUGCGCCGGAACCAGAACCAAGAAUGAAAUUGUGCUCGACAUAAUAAGCAAGUAUAAAAGUUACUAUGCCAAGACCAACAGCUCUAAGAGCAAGCUACUAGAAGUCUACGAUCGAGUUCGUGCGAUAAUGUCGUAG
Torulaspora globosa is the source of this 1965-nucleotide messenger RNA. RefSeq names its product DNA topoisomerase 3 (gene TOP3). Gene Ontology annotation, biological process: DNA topological change. The record is from RefSeq and is a predicted model, not a curated record. The transcript has a single exon. The coding region runs from base 1 to 1965 and encodes 654 amino acids. Gene Ontology annotation, cellular component: nucleus. NCBI's taxonomy places the organism in Eukaryota, Fungi, Ascomycota, Saccharomycetes, Saccharomycetales, Saccharomycetaceae. Gene Ontology annotation, molecular function: DNA binding; DNA topoisomerase type I (single strand cut, ATP-independent) activity.